AUGGUAUUGGAUUCCUCUUGCAUGAACAACUGCACCAUCAUCUCGCCGUCGCUCUCCAUCGUGGUAAUCUGCCGAACACCUUGUGGGCGUGGGACGAUGGUGGAACCAUCAAUACCGAUGGUAGUUCCAGCAAAACCAGGGUGGGAGAUGGCGGAGGUGUCGGUGGUGGCUUUGGCGGCGUUUUCUAGAUAUUAUGGAAAAAGGACAAAUGGUGACAGGGUAGAAAAAAGAAGGGAAGUACAGUUAGAACUAUUGUCUCCGUCUCCGGCAACCACAGGGUUUAGGUCUCUCCAAACAAUUAUCGAAUCGACCAAUACCGUGUCGCACGGCCAUCGCCAGGACCCAGAGGGUUCCAAAACCUUUGCCCCACCACCGCGAUCUUCAGUCCCUGCUGCGCAGUCAAUCUUCAAAGUCAGAGAUGCCUCGAGCUUGAAAAUCUCGCCGAGGCAUGACCUGGCAAUGAUCUUCACGUGCAACCUCUGCGGCACGAGGUCCAUGAAAAUGGCCAGCCGGGAGUCGUACGAGAACGGGGUGGUGGUCGUGCGCUGUGGUGGCUGCAAUAACCUCCACCUGAUGGCAGACAGGCUUGGUUGGUUUGGUCAGCCUGGGAGUAUCGAGGACUUCCUGGCAGAGAAAGGGGAGGAGGUUAAGAAAGGCGCAACGGAUACUCUCAACUUCACUCUGGAGGACUUGGCUGGGACACAGGUCAAGCCAAAGGAAACUUAUGGGGAAAAUUAGGUUUCUUUGUAGUAUGUUGUCUUAUGGUCCAGCUGCUAUAAAAUGGUUAGAGAAAGUUUUUGGCUCGGU
Molecule: messenger RNA, 807 nt
Organism: Lolium rigidum
Lineage: Eukaryota; Viridiplantae; Streptophyta; Magnoliopsida; Poales; Poaceae
Exons: 3
Coding region: 1-738 (245 amino acids)
Biological process (GO): protein stabilization; protein folding; protein import into mitochondrial matrix
Cellular component (GO): mitochondrion
Molecular function (GO): zinc ion binding; protein-folding chaperone binding
Source: RefSeq, a predicted model, not a curated record